Molecule: messenger RNA, 2091 nt
Organism: Penicillium maclennaniae
Lineage: Eukaryota; Fungi; Ascomycota; Eurotiomycetes; Eurotiales; Aspergillaceae
Product: acetoacetyl-CoA synthase
Exons: 4
Coding region: 1-2091 (696 amino acids)
Biological process (GO): lipid metabolic process
Cellular component (GO): cytosol
Molecular function (GO): acetoacetate-CoA ligase activity
Source: RefSeq, a predicted model, not a curated record
AUGUCGGCCUAUACGGCAAUCUCUCGCAAGCUCUGGGAGCACCCAAACCCCGAGUCCACGGCGAUGGCCCAGUUCAAGCAAAGUCUAGAACAAUCCAAAGGCGUGAAACUACCAGAUUACAAUGCCAUGUACCAAUGGUCCAUCAGAAAUCGCUCUUCAUUCUGGGACUUUUGCUGGAAGUACUUCCCCAUCAUCCACGAAGGGACCUACGAGCGUGUUGUCGAUGAAACCGCUCGUAUUGACAGUAUUCCCGAAUGGUUCUCGGGCAUUCAGCUCAAUUUUGCCGAGAACGUCCUCUUCACCUCGGGUCCCGGUGACUCCAUAACGAAGAUUGGCAAGGAAGAUGACAAGAUUGCCAUAACAGAGGUUCGAGAGGGUGACGCCGAGCCGACUGUUCAUCUCACCUGGAAGGAAUUGAGAAGACAGACUGGCCGAAUGAUUCAGGCCUUGAAAGUCGCUGGUGUGACGCGGGGAGAUCGAGUGGCUGUUGUUGCUAGCAAUAGUAUUGAUACUAUGACGAUCUUCCUUGCAACCACGGCACUCGGUGCCCUCUUCUCAUCCACGUCAACGGAUACAGGCGUCAAGGGAAUCCUGGAUCGUCUGCUCCAGAUCGAUCCUCGAUGGGUCUUCGUCGACGAUACGACCGUGUAUAAUGGGAAACAAGUCGAUCUUCGGUCUAAAAUCACUCAGAUCGUGCAAGGCUUGGAUCACAUCAGGGAGUUCCAGGGCGUUAUUGCUAUUCCCAGGUUCAGGGAUCGUCCUGCACAUCUGAAGCACAUUCCACGAACCCGAACACUGGCGGAAUUCCUUUCCGUGACGUCGUCCGAUGAGCUGGAAUUUACUCGAGUCGGGUUUCGUGAUCCGUUCCUGAUUGUCUACUCUUCGGGAACUACUGGUGAACCAAAAUGUAUUGUUCACUGUGUCGGGGGCGUCCUACUUAAUACGCAUAAAGAGGCCAGGCUCAAUCGCAGUAUGGAUGCUUCCGCUACUGUCUUGCAGUAUACUACGACUGGAUGGAUCAUGUAUUUGUCAUGUAUUUCUGCGCUCAUCUUUGGCGCGAGGCCGAUUCUAUACGAUGGAAGUCCGUUUUUGCCGGAUGUUACAAUUCUGGUCAAAUUGCUGGAAAAACACAAGGUCACGCAUUUCGGUACAUCACCUCGAUGGAUGCAUGAAUUACGAAAGAACGGGAUCAGCCCUCGCAAGAUUGCCGAUCUUCAACACUUGAAAGGAGUCACUAGCACCGGCAUGGUUCUCUCCGAGUCAUUAUUUGAAUGGUUCUACGACGAAGGAUUCCCGCCACAUGUACUCCUAGCCAAUAUUUCCGGAGGCACAGAUCUUGCAGCGUGUUUUGGUCUCGAGAAUCCGAUCUCCCCUCUUUACGUUGGCGGAUGCCAGGGUCCUAGCUUGGGUAUCCCUAUCGCUGCAUUUGAGCAGGUCGAUGAAGGUGUCAACCAGGUCAAAGGAACGAGAGCACCUGAUGGUGAGCCUGGUGAGAUUGUCGCGACUGCGGCAUUCCCCAGCAUGCCGGUAAUGUUCUGGGGUGAUAAGGAUGGAAAGAAAUACUUCAACGCCUACUUUGCUCGCUUUGACAACGUAUGGACGCAUGGGGACUUCAUCGCGAUCAAUCCAACUACUCACCAAGUGCUUUUCCUCGGUCGAUCAGAUGGCGUAUUGAAUCCAUCGGGUGUACGAUUCGGAUCUGCGGAGAUCUACAACGUGAUCGAUACCCAGUUUUCAGAGGAGAUUGUUGACUCGGUCUGUGUUGGUCAACGGAGACCCAAGGAUACAGAUGAGUCCGUGAUGUUGUUCUUGCUCAUGCGUCCUGGCUUCAAGGCCGACCAGGCUUUGAUGACGCGCAUCAAAGAUGCUAUUCGCAAGGCGCUUAGUGCGCGACAUGUUCCGAAAUACAUUUUCGAGACCCCUGCUAUCCCGGUCACCGUGAACCUAAAGAAGGUCGAGUUACCCGUUAAGCAGAUUGUCUCCGGAAAGAAGAUUAAACCAUCUGGGACCUUGUUGAAUCCGGAAAGUCUGGAAUUUUACUACCAGUUUGCAGAGAUUGAGAAGAUGCUUAAUCCUCCGGCAAAGCUAUAA